AUGAGGGGACUCAUAUUUGGUCCAGCUAGAGGAGAAGUUGCUAUGUCGGAGUCUGGGAAGCGGCUUCGAGUUGAGAGUAUGUUGUUGGGCGAACAGGCGGAUUUUUCGACAAGAAUGGCAUCGUGGAGGGAAGGAGUGAUAACUCCACUUUGUAUAACACCGACGAAACGAUGGGAGGAAUCCAGGCGGGGAUGGCUGUGGUCUCGAAGAACAGGGAGCUGGGUUCGAUAG
Arabis nemorensis is the source of this 231-nucleotide messenger RNA. Lineage: Eukaryota; Viridiplantae; Streptophyta; Magnoliopsida; Brassicales; Brassicaceae. The record is from the annotation of a GenBank genome assembly.